AAUUUCAAGAAAAAAAAGUUGAAUUGGAAUUUUUAUCCUGCUUCUGCCAUCAUUAUUGAGAAGGAGCAUUCUGAAAAGAUGCCAGGCUUGAAACGUAAUGGAGGGAACGGGAGUGGUACCUCGGGUCAAAACAACAAACGACCAAGACAUGAUGAAUCGGUCAAGAGUACCACACCUUCCACCUCAGUCCUUCGAUCAGAAGAGAUUGAUUUCCCACGUGGCGGAGGAUCAAAAUUGACACAAUUUGAACAUAAACAAGCAUUAAGAGAAGUAGAUCAAGAAGCAAGAGAAAAAAGAGCGGCAAAGAAAGCACUGCAAACUAGCACACCUACGGCAGAUGAUGAAUUGUUCAAAGACCGAAAGAUUGAACAAAAACGGAAAGCGAAUCGAGAAAAGAAGAAUGCUGAACGUAAAAAACGAACAGUUGAUACCACAAAGAAAUCUAAAGGAAAAACCGAUGACACAGAAACUACCGCUGAAGAGAAAUUAGCAAGAGUUGAAUUAUUGAACUAUAAAAGAUUGACAGUAGGAACAAGACUUUUAUGUUCUGUUUUGGCCGUUCAUCCUUUGGCUAUCGUUGUCAGUCUACCCGAUCAGCUUUUGGGACACAUUCCGAUCACGAACAUCAGCGAGACAUUCACACAGAGGUUAGAAGGUAUGGCUGAUAGCGAUGAAGAGGACGACGAAGACGAAAGUGAUGAUGACGAAGAGAAGGAUGUAAGCAAGAAAUCAGGUGUGCCUGAACUACGUGAUAUGUUCUCUGUCGGGCAAUGGAUUCAUGCAUCUGUUGCUGCCCUACAAGCACCAGGUACGACAAAGCAGACAAGAGGACGAGAGGGAGGAGAGUACGAGCAAGAGUCUCAAAGGGUCGAAUUGACUUUGGAUCCAACUGUCGUCAAUGAAGGAGUUAGUGUAUCAGACCUCUCGACAGGAUUCACCCUUCCACUCUCUGUGAAGAGUAAAGAAGAUCAUGGAUAUUUGAUGAACACAGGAAUUGAAGGGGUGAGCGCAUUUAUCUCAUUCAAAGAUGCUGGAAAGAAGGUUUUGGAAGAGGGUCAAGUCGUUCAAGCAUUUGUUUCUGCACUUGCAGACAAUCAACGAUCAUUCUCUGCUACAAUUAAUAACCCGAAAUACACUUCAACAGCAAUUACUGUGCCACCAAGUGCUCGUGCGUUGUUGCCUGGCAACUUGCUCCAAGUUUUGGUUACUGCAACUUCCAAUCAAGGAAUCAACGUCAAGGCUUUUGGAAUGUUUGACGCAACAAUCUCUUCCCUUCAUAUGGAGCAUGAUGAAGACUACCAAGUGGGGCAAAAGAUCAAAGCUAGAAUUCUUUGGGAGCAAGGACCGGAAUUGGAUGACGUCCGCGACGAUGUAGCAAGCCGAAAGAUCGCAAUGAGUGCAGCACCCUCUGUUCUCAGCUUAUCAUCUCGUUCUACAAUUCCAGAAAAGUAUCCAAUCGGAGCACGUGUACAGGCAACUGUUCUCAGUACCAUUGAAGAUUGGGGUUUGAUGUGUGUGAUCAAAGGAGAAGAUGAAACAAAAGCCUUUACACACAUCUCUGCAUGUUCAGACGAUCAUGUUGUUUCUUUGCCCGCUACUACAGGUCGAUUCAAGAUAGGAACGUCACACGCAGCCCGUGUUGUUGGACAUUCUCUCACCGAUGAAAUCGUUCGACUUUCUUUCCAACAGAGUAUCUUGGACCGAGCGUUCAUGCGAGUAAGUGAGGUGAUGGUUGGAGAAGCAAUCAAAGCAACAAUACGCGUUGUCAAUCCUAAAGCUAUUGUGCUCAACAUCAAUGGAUCCGUGGACGGAGUCGUGUUCCCAGCUCACUUUGCUGAAGUUCCUCUAAAGAAACCGGAAAAGAAAUACAAAGUUGGUCAAUCUGUAAGCGCACGAGUUCUCAAGGUUGAUCCCGAGCAGAACAGAAUCGUUUUGACCCUUAAGCGAACAUUAGUACAAAGCACUUUGAGCACUGUGGCUAAUAUGCAAGAUGCUCGCGUUGGUGUCAUCACACAUGGUACUAUUGGACGUAUAAUAGAAGGCAAUGUUGGACCUUCUGCUCUUUUGGUUGAUUUAUUUGGUCAGAUACGUGCUUACGUUCCCAUCAAUGAAGCAUUGGAGAACAGCUCAAAGAUGUCAGCUGAAUCAAUCAGAUCAUCGUUCUUUGUCGGACAAUGCGUCAAAGUUCGUCUAACAAGAGUUGAUUAUGAAUCCGGUCGUGUAUCCGGUAGUAUUCGUCAAGCCAGUGAAAGCUACUUGAAAAGACUUAAUGUCGAUGUUGUCAAUGUGGGCGAUUCUGUUGAUGGUAAAUUGGCAGCUGUUCAUCAAGAUGUUGUCGUUUUGGAGUUACAACCGAGCAACGUUCGUGCUUUGUUGGGCUUGAACACGCUGGCAAAGAUGCGAAGCUUGGACGUUGAAUCACUGCGACAACAAUUGACUGAAGGAGAAUUGAUCAAUGACUUGAAGGUUCUGGACAAGAAAGCCGACAGGGGAAUCGUGAUCGUUGGAAGUCAAAAUAGCUUACCCUCUGUGCAAGAUGCAGAUCUGAGCGUAGGCAAGGUCGUCACAGCUCGUGUAUAUGGGCGGGAUGGCAAUGCUGCCCUCUUGAAUGUCGGAAAAAACGUUCGCUGUCGAUUGCAUGCUGUUGAUCGAGCAGAUGAUUAUGGAUCGAGUGAUCAAAACGCUGAUACGCUACUUCCUGCUAAAGAUGAAACGAUACAAGUCAAGCUCUUGAAUCUUAAAGGAAUCACAAACAAGCGAGCAGAAGUUUCUACCAGGCCAAGUGUCUUGCAAGGAGACGGCGAUAGUAGUGCUGAUAUUCGUGAUCCUAUCAUCAACAAAGCGAAUGAGUUGCAAGUCGGACAAAAAGUGCGAGGCUUUGUCAAAUCGGCUGUUGAGAAAGCGGGUGUAUUCGUUGAUGUAGGAAGGAAUGUCACAGCACGUGUCAAGAUUUCUGAAUUAUCCGAUUCUUUCAUUGCCGAUUGGAAGAAUCACUUCAAAACCGGUCAAUUGGUCGAAGGUACGAUUACCGAUGUUGACUCAGCGAGCAACAAGGUAGAGAUGUCAUUAAAGUCAAAAGCCGGUGUGACAAAGACCAAGAAAGAAAGUGCAAAAUCAGUCGAUGCAACAAUGUUGGCCUCUUUGGAAGUUGGUCAAAAGAUCAAAGGUUUCGUUCGUGCUUUGGCGGAAUUUGGAGUAUUUGUUCAGAUUGAAGGUACAACCUUGAGCGGAUUGGCACAUAAGACUCAAUUGAGCGACGACGCUGAUCCUGAUCAAGCUGUCAAGGCAUUCAGUGUUGGUGAUAAGGUCAAAGCUGUUAUCUUGAAGCUUGAUGCGGAAAAGAAGAAACUCAGCUUUGGAUUGAAACCAAGUCUUUUCUCUUCAGAAGAUUUCGAAGAAUCAGAAGAUGAAGAAGACGAAGAAGAAGACGGAGACGGUAGCGAGGCAGGUAGCAGUGAUGUCGAAAUGGAUGCCGAUGCACUCUUGCAAGAUGAUUCGGACAAUGAGGAUAUGUUGGAAAUCGAUCAUGGCAGUGACAGUGAUGCGGAGGAAGACGAUGAUUCUGAAGAAGACAGCGAAGUCGAUAUUGAUGACCUUGAAGCCGACUUAGAAAGCGGAGACGAAGAUGAAGCCAUGGAAGAAAACGAUGAAGAGAGCGACGAUGAUGACCAUAUCGACAUUGACGCCGAAAUUCAAGCUUUAGCAAAAGAGGAUGGCGACCAAUGGCUCGAUUUUGAUCCUAACAAGAUAUCUGAUGACGAGGAUAGCUCAGACGAUGAUGACGAGGACGAAGAAGAAGAUUCUGACGAGGAAGCUAUUGAUCUUGAAGAAGACGAGACUGCUGUUGAAGCUUCGAAAAAGACCAACCAAAAGAAAUCUGCUGUAGCACCCGCCCUUCACUUGAGCGGUGGAUUCUCAUGGUCAGCCGACGGAAUCAAGAACGGCAAUGAAGAUUCUUCGGAUAAUUCAGACUCAUCUGAUGAUGAAAACGAAGAUUCGAACAAGCGAUCCAGGAAACGUGGCAAGAAAGCAAUGCAAGAAGAUUUGACAGCCGAUCUGGCUACAAAGAUGCCCGAAUCAGCGCAGGAUUUUGAACGUCUUUUAUUGGGUUCGCCCAAUUCUUCCUUCUUGUGGAUCCAAUUUGUCUCUUUCCAAGUUCAAUUGGGCGAUGUUGAAAAAGCAAGAGAGAUUGCCAAAAGAGCAUUACAAACUAUUCAUUUCCGUGAAGAGCAAGAAAAGUUCAAUGUUUGGCUUGCUUUGCUCAAUUUGGAAAAUACAUACGGAAGUGCUGAGACCUUGGAAUCGACAUUCAAAGAGGCUUGUCAGUACAAUGAACCAAAAGCAGUUCACCUUCGUCUUGCCGAUAUUCUGGAGCAAAGCGGCAAAUUGGAAGCUGCCCAAGAUCAUUGGAAACGGACAGCAAAGAAGUUUGGUUUGAGCAGCAAAGUAUGGCAAGGAUAUCAUAGAUUCCUGCUGAGAAAUGGCGCUCAAGGAUCACAUUCUGACGAUAGCCGUGCAGUAGUCUCAAGAAGUAUGCAAAGUUUGGACAAACGCAAACAUGUAAAAACGAUUCUUGCAUAUGCUUUAGAUGAAUUCCGCAUUGGUGAUUCCGAGCGUGGAAGGACAAUCUUUGAAGGAUUGGUGGAUAGCUAUCCAAAACGAUUGGAUAUUUGGUGGCAAUACAUCGAUCAAGAGACAAAAGGUCAAAACACAUCUCAGGUACGCGACUUGUUUGAACGAAUCUUGGCACUCAAGCUGUCGAGCAAAAAGAUUAAAUCAGUCUUGAAGAAAUGGCUCGAAUUCGAGAAGCGCCAUGGCGACCAAGCAGGUCAACAGGCCGUUUUGGCACACGCCAGAAGAAUUGUUGAAGAACAAAAGAAGAAGUCAGAGAACAACGAUGAGGAAGAUGAAGAGAUGAACUCAGACGAAGAGGAGGACUGAGGUGGCCUACAUGCAAAUUCCCUUUAUAGAUUCAUACUUUCCGUUUCAUAAUAUAACACUUAUCAAUUGUAUGAUCAAGA
Meira miltonrushii is the source of this 5021-nucleotide messenger RNA. RefSeq lists its product as uncharacterized. Gene Ontology annotation, biological process: rRNA processing. The transcript has 2 exons. Lineage: Eukaryota; Fungi; Basidiomycota; Exobasidiomycetes; Exobasidiales; Brachybasidiaceae. Gene Ontology annotation, molecular function: protein binding; RNA binding. The coding region runs from base 79 to 4941 and encodes 1620 amino acids. Gene Ontology annotation, cellular component: nucleolus; nucleus; small-subunit processome. The record is from RefSeq and is a predicted model, not a curated record.